AGGGCAGGUGAAAGCACCUGUCCCGGUGACAGUAAUGAGCCCAGGCAGAGGUGAUCCUGCCGGCUAAGGAGGGGGGGGGCUGCCAGAGGGGCUCAGCCAUUGGGAGCCAAGGCCUGCGCCACCCCCCCCCCCCCCAAUCAGGGCUGUUGUCAGUCCUCAGGAUUUGGAUGUCCCAUCAUCCUCACCUCUAGCCCAGCUGCUCUAAGACCAUGGCGGCAGUGACCUUGUCGGUGCCCGGGCGGAAGGCGCCCCUCAGGCCCGGCCCGGUGCCGGAGGCCGCCCAGCCGUAUCUGUUCGCGCCCAGUGGCCCGGGAGCUGGUGGCUCACCCGGGGGCGCCGGCACCUCACCGCAGGUGGAGUGGACGGCGCGGCGCCUGGUGUGGGUACCCUCGGAGCUGCACGGGUUCGAGGCGGCGGCCCUGCGGCACGAGGGCGAGCUGGAGGCCGAGGUGGAACUGGCUGAGAGCGGACGGCGGCUGCGGCUGCCGCGGGACCAGAUCCAGCGCAUGAACCCGCCCAAGUUCAGCAAGGCCGAGGACAUGGCCGAGCUCACCUGCCUCAACGAGGCCUCCGUCCUGCACAAUCUCCGGGAGCGGUACUACUCGGGCCUCAUCUACACAUACUCUGGCCUUUUCUGUGUGGUCAUCAAUCCAUAUAAGCAGCUUCCCAUCUAUACGGAGGCCAUUGUGGAGAUGUACCGGGGCAAGAAGCGCCACGAGGUGCCUCCCCACGUGUAUGCAGUGACCGAGGGAGCCUACCGUAGCAUGCUUCAGGAUCGUGAAGAUCAGUCCAUUCUCUGCACUGGGGAAUCUGGGGCUGGGAAGACAGAAAACACCAAGAAGGUCAUCCAGUAUCUCGCCCAUGUGGCAUCGUCCCCAAAGGGCAGGAAGGAGCCUGGUGUACCGGCUGCCAGCACCUUGUCUUAUGGUGAGCUGGAGCGACAGCUUCUCCAGGCCAACCCCAUCCUGGAGGCCUUUGGCAAUGCCAAGACCGUGAAGAAUGACAACUCCUCCCGCUUCGGCAAAUUCAUCCGCAUCAACUUCGAUGUGGCUGGGUACAUCGUGGGUGCCAACAUCGAGACCUACCUGCUGGAGAAGUCGCGGGCCAUCCGCCAGGCCAAGGACGAGUGCAGCUUCCACAUCUUCUACCAGCUGCUGGGAGGCGCGGGGGAGCAGCUCAAAGCUGACCUCCUCCUGGAGCCUUGCUCCAGCUACCGCUUCCUGACCAACGGGCCGUCAUCCUCUCCUGGCCAGGAGCGGGAGCUCUUCCACGAGACUCUGGAGUCCCUGAAGGUCCUGGGAUUCACCCCGGAUGAAAUCACCUCCAUGCUGCGGAUUGUCUCAGCCGUUCUCCAGUUUGGCAACAUCGUCCUGAAGAGAGAACGGAACAACGACCAAGCCUCCAUGCCUGACAACACAGCUGCACAGAAGCUCUGCCGCCUCCUGGGACUGGGGGUGACGGACUUCUCCCGCGCCCUGCUCACCCCCCGCAUCAAAGUUGGCAGAGACUAUGUGCAGAAGGCACAGACCAAGGAGCAGGCUGACUUUGCACUGGAGGCCCUGGCCAAGGCCACCUACGAGCGCCUCUUCCGCUGGCUGGUCCUGCGCCUCAACCGUGCCUUGGACCGCAGUCCCCGCCAGGGCGCUUCCUUCCUGGGCAUCCUGGACAUCGCCGGCUUUGAGAUCUUCCAGCUGAACUCCUUCGAGCAGCUGUGCAUCAACUACACCAACGAGAAGCUACAGCAGCUCUUCAACCACACCAUGUUCGUGCUGGAACAGGAGGAGUACCAGCGCGAGGGCAUCCCCUGGACCUUCCUCGACUUCGGCCUCGACCUGCAGCCCUGCAUCGACCUCAUCGAGCGGCCGGCUAACCCCCCCGGACUCCUGGCCCUGCUGGAUGAGGAGUGCUGGUUCCCGAAGGCCACUGACAAGUCCUUUGUAGAGAAGGUGGCCCAGGAGCAAGGAGGCCACCCCAAGUUCCAGCGGCCAAGGAACCUGCGGGACCAGGCUGACUUCAGCAUCUUGCACUAUGCGGGCAAGGUCGACUACAAGGCCAACGAGUGGCUGAUGAAAAACAUGGACCCUCUGAAUGACAACGUCGCUGCCCUGCUCCACCUGAGCACGGACAAGCUAACAGCAGAGAUCUGGAAAGAUGUGGAGGGCAUCGUGGGGCUGGAGCAGGUGAGCAGCCUUGGGGAUGGCCCACCAGGGGGCCGCCCCCGCCGGGGCAUGUUCCGAACGGUGGGACAGCUCUACAAGGAGUCCCUGAGCCGCCUCAUGGCCACACUCAGCAACACCAACCCCAGCUUCGUCCGCUGUAUCGUCCCCAACCAUGAGAAGAGGGCCGGCAAGCUGGAGCCUCGGCUUGUGCUGGACCAGCUGCGCUGCAACGGCGUCCUGGAGGGCAUCCGCAUCUGUCGCCAGGGCUUCCCCAACCGCAUCCUCUUCCAGGAGUUCCGGCAGCGAUACGAGAUCCUGACGCCCAAUGCCAUCCCCAAGGGCUUUAUGGAUGGGAAACAGGCCUGUGAGAAGAUGAUCCAGGCUCUAGAACUGGACUCCAACCUCUACCGUGUGGGACAGAGCAAGAUCUUCUUCCGGGCAGGGGUCCUGGCCCAGCUGGAAGAGGAGCGGGACCUAAAGGUCACAGACAUCAUCGUGUCCUUCCAGGCAGCCGCCCGGGGAUACCUAGCUCGCAAAGCCUUCCAGAAGCGGCAGCAGCAGCAGAGCGCCCUGCGUGUGAUGCAGAGAAACUGUGCCGCUUACCUCAAGCUGAGACACUGGCAGUGGUGGCGGCUCUUCAUCAAGGUGAAGCCGCUGCUGCAGGUGACCCGGCAGGACGAGGUGCUGCAGGCGCGGGCGCAGGAGCUGCAGAAAGUACAGGAGCUGCAGCAGCAGAGUGCCCGCCAAGUGUGCGAGCUCCAGGGCCGCCUGACACAGCUGGAAGAGGAGCGGGCCCGCCUGGCAGAGCAGCUCCGAGCAGAGGCAGAGCUGUGUGCCGAGGCCGAGGAGACACGGGGGCGGCUGGCAGCUCGCAAGCAGGAGCUGGAGCUGGUGGUGACAGAGCUGGAGGCCCGCGUGGGCGAGGAGGAGGAGUGCAGCCGCCAGCUGCAGAGUGACAAGAAGAGGCUGCAACAGCAUAUACAGGAGCUAGAGAGCCACCUCGAGGCCGAGGAGGGGGCGAGACAGAAGCUACAGCUAGAGAAGGUGACCACGGAGGCGAAGCUGAAGAAAUUUGAGGAAGACCUGCUCCUCCUAGAAGAUCAGAAUGCAAAACUGAGCAAGGAGCGGAAGCUGCUGGAGGAGCGUAUGGCUGAGUUCUCGUCGCAGGCGGCUGAGGAGGAGGAGAAGGUCAAGAGCCUUAAUAAGCUUCGACUCAAAUACGAGGCCACGAUUGCGGACAUGGAGGACCGCCUACGGAAGGAGGAGAAGGGCCGCCAGGAGCUGGAGAAGCUGAAGCGGCGGCUGGACGGGGAGAGCUCGGAGCUGCAGGAGCAGAUGGCCGAGCAGCAGCAGCGCGGGGAGGAGCUGCGCGCCCAGCUGGGCCGCAAGGAGGAGGAGCUGCAGGCGGCCCUGGCCAGGGCGGAGGAGGAGGGCGGCGCCCGGGCCCUGCUGCUCAAAUCCCUUCGGGAGGCGCAAGCGGGACUGGCUGAAGCCCAGGAGGACCUGGAGGCUGAGCGGGCGGCCAGGGCCAAGGCAGAGAAGCAGCGCAGGGACCUGGGCGAGGAGCUGGAGGCACUGCGGAGCGAGCUGGAGGACACGCUGGAUUCCACCAAUGCGCAGCAGGAGCUCCGGUCCAAGAGGGAACAGGAGGUGACAGAGUUGAAGAAGGCUUUGGAAGAGGAGACGCGUAUUCAUGAAGUGGCAGUUCAGGAGCUGAGGCAGCGCCAUGGCCAGGCGCUGGGCGAGCUGACGGAGCAGCUGGAACAGGCCCGGAGGAGCAAAGGUACCUGGGAGAAGACCCGGUUAGCCCUGGAGACCGAAGUGUCAGAGUUGCGGUCGGAGCUGAGCAGCCUGCAGGCCUCACGGCAUGAGGGCGAGCAGCGCAGACGCCGCUUGGAGUCACAGCUGCAGGAGGUGCAGGGCCGGGCUGGUGAUGGGGAGCGGGCCCGAGCGGAGGCUACGGAGAAGCUUCAACGAGUCCAGGCUGAACUGGAGAACAUGUCUGCAGCCCUGAGUGAGGCCGAGUCCAAAGUCAUCCGGCUGAGCAAGGAGCUGGGCAGCUCGGAGACCCAGCUACACGACACCCAGGAGAUGCUGCAGGAGGAGACCAGGGCGAAGCUGGCCUGCGGGUCCCGUGCUCGAGCCCUGGAGGCUGAGGUGGUAGGGCUGCGGGAGCAGCUGGAGGAGGAGGCGGUCGCCAGGGAGCGGAUGGCCCGCGAGCUGCAGACUGCCCAGGCCCAGCUGUCAGAGUGGCGGAGGCGCCAGGAGGAAGAGGCGGGAGCACUGGAAGCAGGGGAGGAGGCGCGGCGCCGGGCCACCCGAGAGGCUGAGGCCCUGACCCAGCGCCUAGCAGAAAAGACAGAGGCCGUUGAGCGGCUGGAGCGGGGCCGCCGGCAGCUGGGGCAGGAGUUGGAUGAUGCACUCAUGGACCUGGAGCAGCAGCGGCAGCUCGUGAGCACGCUGGAGAAGAAGCAGCGCAAAUUCGACCAGCUCCUGGCAGAGGAGAAGGCCGCUGUCCUGCGGGCAGUGGAGGAACGUGAGCGGGUCGAGGCGGAGGGCCGGGAGCGCGAGGCUCGGACCCUGUCUCUGACUCGGGCUCUGGAGGAGGAGCAAGAAGCACGGGAGGAGCUGGAGCGGCAGAACCGGGCCCUGCGGGCAGAGAUGGAAGCACUGCUGAGCAGCAAGGAUGAUGCUGGCAAGACGGCGCAUGAGCAGGAGCGAUCCCGCCGGGCGGCAGAACAGAUAGCCAGUGACCUGCGAGCCCAGGUGACAGAGCUGGAAGACGAGCUGACGGCCGCGGAGGACGCCAAGCUGCGGCUGGAAGUGACCCUGCAGGCUCUCAAGGCCCAGCAGGAGCGCGACCUGCAGAGCCGGGACGAGGCUGGCGAGGAGAGGCGGAGGCAGCUGGCCAAGCAGCUGAGGGAUGCAGAGGUGGAGCGGGACGAGGAGCGCAAGCAGCGCGCCCUGGCCGUGGCCGCCCGCCAGAAGCUGGAGGCGGAGCUGGAUGACUUGAGAGCCCAGAACGCGGCCGCCCAGCAGGGCAAGGAGGAGGCGGGGAAGCAGCUCCGCAAGAUGCAGGCCCAGAUGAAGGAGCUGUGGCGGGAGGUGGAAGAGUCGCGCACUUCCCGGGAGGAAAUCUUUGGCCAGAACCGGGAGAGUGAGAAGCGCCUCAAGGUGCUGGAGGCGGAGGUGCUGCGGCUACAGGAGGAACUGGCCGCCUCAGAUCGUGCCCGGCGGCAAAUCCAGCAGGAGCGGGACGAGAUGGCAGACGAGUUGGCCAAUGGCAGCCUUAGCAAGGCAGCCAUUCUGGAAGAGAAGCGUCAGCUAGAGGGGCGCCUGGGGCAAAUGGAAGAAGAGCUAGAGGAGGAGCAGAGCAACUCAGAGCUGCUCAAUGACCGCUACCGCAAGCUGCUCCUGCAGGUGGAAUCACUGACUACAGAGCUGUCAGCUGAGCGAAGUUUCUCGGCCAAGGCAGAGAGCGGGCGACAGCAGCUGGAGCGGCAGAUGCAGGAGCUCCGGGGGCGCCUAGGUGAGGAGGAUGCUGGGGCCCGGGCCCGCCAGAAGAUGAUCAUUGCAGCCCUUGAGUCUAAGCUGGCCCAGGCUGAGGAGCAGCUGGAGCAGGAGAGCAGGGAGCGCAUCCUCUCCGGCAAGCUGGUGCGCAGGGCCGAGAAGCGCCUGAAGGAGGUGGUGCUCCAGGUGGAGGAGGAGCGGAGGGUGGCUGACCAGCUCCGGGACCAGCUGGAGAAGGGCAACCUUCGGGUGAAGCAGCUGAAGCGGCAGCUGGAGGAGGCCGAGGAGGAGGCAUCCCGGGCUCAGUCAGUCCGCCGAAGGCUGCAGCAUGAGCUGGAGGAUGUCACAGAGGCCUCGGAGUCCAUGAACCGGGAGCUGAACACGCUGAGGAACCGGCUCCGACGUGGCCCCCUCACCUUCACCACCCGCACGGUGCGCCAGGUCUUCCGACUGGAGGAGGGCGUGGUCUCGGAAGAGGAGGCCGAGGAGGCAGAGCCUGGGGCUGGGCCGGCACCACCAGAGCCUGAUGGGCCGCCUUUGUCCCAGCCCCAGUGACCCCACCCUGUUCCCAGCCAUGGCCCCUCCCUCCCUGGCCCCUGGAGGCCCAAGUCCCAGGAACCCUCCCUCCGACCUCCAGCUUCUUGCACUUAGGAAAUGGUGCCACCGUCUGGCACUACAGCACUUACCAACCCAGUGGCGGGGGCGGGUGCUGCGACCUCCUGUAAACCCCUAAACACAGAGGAGCUGGCAAGCAGGGAGACGAGGACUGGGGCUUUCGCUGGGGAAGAAAUCCAGGUGUAGUUGGCAAGCUGUGGUCCCAAAGGGCUUCCCUCCAUCCUUAAGUUGUUAAUGAUCUUUAUUAGCCAGGGAGCAUGGCUCCCCUAGCCUCCAAAGCUAAGGCUCCCAUUCCUCUCCCCCCACCCCUAUUUCUUCCUCUCGCUCCACUUAGCCAUUGAUCCCUGAACAUCUGAGCGACAACAGCCCGAGCCCCAGGUCUCCACCAGCCUUUGUCCCUUGCAGAGGGGCGGGAUAAGGGGGCCCCUCUCCCCCCAUGCUCCGCCCUCCCUCCUGAUUGCUCUUGUGUGAUCACAGUUUGGUUGGAUUUUCCUACGGGGCAUGGAGGAGGCUCCCGUAGCCUCUCAGCGUCCAGGCUGUCGCAGAAAUAAACUCCAGCCCCAGCCCUUGGGGCUGUGUGUGUUCCUGCACGGAGAUCUCUGAUGGGGCCGCAGGUGGGGCAGUCUGCUGGUUCGAAUCACAGCUGGCCAGUGUUGGGAGCCGCUGGGGUACCUGGCAUUUAAUGUGAAAAAACUCAUUUCGGCCUCCUUCCCACAUAUUCCGAACUUCAUUAUAGGUGGGGAAACUGAGGCUGAGCUGUCCCUUGCUCCAAGACUCCCAGUAAGUGGCAGAAGGGAUGCUGCACUCUGUCUGACCCUUUGCAAAACAGUGACAGAGUGACCGUUGAGCCACCUUUUGGAUGGCGAUCCUUUGUUUAGCUGAACAUGGGCUAAAGGUGGGCCGCUCCUCUCAACCUUCAGCACAACCCCUAGAGGUAGGGAUUCCAUUGCUUUCCAGCACCUAGAAGAGUGCCUGGCAUGCAGUUGGAAUUCAUAUAUUUGCUGAAUGAAUAGUUCACCCCUUCCUGCCCUAUUAGAGUGGUGGAAGCAACCCAGAGAGGUUGAGACUUGCCCAAGGACACACAGCUACUAAGAAGCUGAACCCACACAGUCUGCCCACGGGCUUCAGAGUGGCCGAUGUGGAGCAUGUGGCCCUCGGGCCCUGACCUCCUGGUGGAGACCCAGCUCCACUCCUCUCCUGGGGUCAUCACCCUGACAUCAGAGCUCCUAUUACCAGAUGCCCUCACAGUGUCAAGUUAGGGGUGUGGAUCCCCAUUUUUACCACCAGGGAAACUGAGGCAGUCACUUCUUACCCCCUCCCCCACACCAUCCCCUAGAAAAGUCACAAGGUGAGACCAAGCGAUCAAGGGGAUAUCUGGACCCCCUACCCCUCCACAAAGCACACAGUCUUGCUACUUUAAUAUGACCCCUGUUCUUGAAGACCCAACUCCUCUGGGAGGAAACCCCCCAAGCCGGACCGGAUCAGAGCUCCCCAGCAAACAGGAUGCAAUUUUUAAAUGAAAAGGAAACUUUUAUUUUGGUGGGAAGUAAGAGGGUGGGUGGGAAGGGGGCAUGACACUUUUUUCUUUAGGGAGGGCAGGUGACAUGCGGCAGCUUCUGCAUUGGGUGGUUCAUGCACCCAGGGUGGGCGUGGGGGAGACUUGGGGGAGGGGCCAUGCCGACCCCUCCCUCCCUGCCCUGGGGGUGGGCUGAGAAGACCCGCCAUUAGCACCAGAGUUGGACGAUUUGCAGACCUCCCCUCCCCACACUGACUCCGGACACCCGCCCCCAUCCCUGAGAGCGCCCCCUCGCCACUCCUCCCACCUCCCACUUCGACAGGCCAGGCCCGCCCCGCCCACAUUUGAGUGAGAGAGUCUUAUUGCUGUGUGUGUGAUGGGGACGAGGAGCCGCUGAACUCAGGGAGACCCCCCCGCCGUUCCUUCCUCCCCAAUCGCCCCGCCCCCCGCCCCGUGUCCGUGCGUUCCCGGAGCGCAGGAGGGGCGCGACAUGCGUGUGGGGAGCGCGUCAUGCAGCGCAUGCGUGUAGUUGCAGGCACCCUGGCGGCCGAGGAGAAAAGGGGAGCGGGACUUGGAAGUUGUCCCUUUAGCUCUCUCUUCCUCCCCAAAUCCCACACUGUUGACUUGGGGGAUGGGGACGGUGGUGAAGGAGGAGAGUCACGUUUUGUAAAAGUUUAUGAUCGUGAUUACUUUCAAAAGCUGAACUAAAAAGCUGGGUACGUGUGGCAGAUUGGCGAGCAGGGGGAGACGUUGGGAAGAGGUCUGUACCCUUUGGAAAAGAUCCUCACCCCCUUUCCCUGCGCUGUUCGGCUUCCGUGAGGGUCAUGGGAAUCUGGGGGCUAUUUUUUAAGAAGUUAAACCCUUUGGCAAUAUAACCAGUCCCCACCCCCAUACCCUGGUGUCUGGAGCCCCUAGCCCUUUGCCUUAUCCCACCCCGCUCCCACCAGAACCUGCCCCACCCCUCACCCCUGAUUCGCCAGGGUUUAGGGUCCAAGGGAAGGAUGGGGGGACUCAAAAUGCCCCUUGCAUAGGAAUCGUUGCAUCAAGAAUCGUGCUCAGUGACACCCCCCAACCCUCGGGUUGCGGGGGGGGGGGGCUCCUGAGGCCGUGGGAGCAGAGGGAGGGAGGUUGCUAAUUCUGUAGGCCUCUAGCUCCAAAAGGGGUGGUCCCCUCUAAGGAUUCUGGGACCGUGUGGUCUCUGGGCUUGGGGGAGGUAGCGCAUCCUUGAGCCAGGAUGGGAUAUGAGAAAUGAUCUUCCGCCCAUGAGCAUGGCAGGACGAGGAAUGCCGGAGAAGGGUGGGCUGGGAUUCCAGCCCGUGUAGGUUUGUCGUUUCCCAGGCUUCCCAUGUUCCAGUGUCCCUUGAUGGGGGCACAGCCUCUGCUGUGAGUGGAAACACUCUACCCUAAAUAAACGGUGUCCGGGCCAGGGAGCAGUAUCCGGACUUACCACCGGCCUCUUUGGAAGAUGCCGUAAAAGACAAAACUUUCUAGAUUAAGUGUCCUUGUACUGCCUAAAACUUUAGCACAUCACCAGGGGUCCAAAUAUAGCCCUCUGGGAAACACUGAUGUCCAUGAAGAGGGUCCCUUUUGGGCACCAUGUAGGGGGAGGGGCUCUUGGAAGAGGCAGGUCUAGGCAUAAGAAAGGGGAUGCCCAGGGGAAGGUCUGGUUCCCUGGAAUUGCAGACAGGUUGAGCCUAUCUUGGAAAUUCUAGCAUCAGGAGAACCUGAGAUGGAUGUCUGAUGUCAGAGAUUUGGGUAUAUCUGGGUGGGGUGGGGAGGCCUGAGGAUUUGGGGGUGUCCAAGAAAUGUCCAAGUGUGGGAAGGAUUUGGAGCAUCCCAAAGGCUGAAAGUGAGCUGAAGGGCUGGGUCAAGUCUUGGAGGUUCGAGGUGCUGGGAUGCAGUCCAGGCAAUGGGUGGGGUGGGGCUUGGGGGGGGCAGCAUCUGUAUGCAGAGGUUAAGUCCCAGGACCCUGUGGGGAUUUAGGGGAUGCGGGGUGCCAGGGUUGGUCUCAGGAAUUCUGGGUACAGGUCUCAUGUCCUGGUAAUUUGAAGGGGGUAUUGGGGAAUUUUGUGUGCUAGGGCCAGGAUCAUCCCAGAAAUUCUGAGAUGGGAGGUCUGAGUCCAUGCAGCAAGAAUAGAGGCGAGCAGAUCCCUUGGGGGAGGGUUGGGAUGGGGAGGGAGAAUUGGGGAGAGAUGACAGGGUCACAUUCACCAGGGGUCCUCCUAAAGGCUGAGGGAGCAGCUGUCCACAGCACACGCCCCAUGCCUCUGCUUCUACCAUCUGAGCUCAGCUCAUGUUGGGGCCUCAAGUGACUGUUACUCCUUCCCCCACAUUGUUGCUAAUAUAUAUAUAUAUAUAUAUAUCACAUCAAUGUGAUGGGUUGCCCUCCUGGGGUGAAGGGUAGGAGGCCCGGAAACCCUCCUGCCGCUUAAACGCCAGCUCAUCCCCUUGAGGUCCCCGCCCCCUUCCCAGAAUUCCCCUUCCCUCCCUGCCGUGGCAUGCAGCCCCUGGUGGCUCAUUGCUGAGGUGGGGUUGGAGCGGGGGUUGUCCAGGUUGAGGGAGGCAUGCAGAGUAGGGGAGAGGCGCCCCAAAAUGUAAUUGGCAUAAUUUGGACGUAUUUACAGGAGUUUAUGGGAGCGGGAUGUCCUAUGGCUCAUGGAGACCUGAGAAGGCUUUAUUGGGGGGGUAGAGAGUUGGGGAGGUGGACUUUGGCUCCUCCCCCUCCAUCCUGGGGGCCCAGGUGGGGGUGAGGGGUCCGGGGGUGUCUGCUGGCGUCGUCGUCUCAGUUGCAUAUUAUUAAUGACUUUUUGAUUUUUUU
Messenger RNA from Lutra lutra (Eurasian river otter), 10618 nucleotides. It is a transcript of the gene MYH14, whose product is annotated as myosin heavy chain 14. Gene Ontology annotation, molecular function: actin filament binding; cytoskeletal motor activity; ATP binding. NCBI's taxonomy places the organism in Eukaryota, Metazoa, Chordata, Mammalia, Carnivora, Mustelidae. Gene Ontology annotation, cellular component: myosin complex. The coding region runs from base 210 to 6224 and encodes 2004 amino acids. The transcript has 42 exons. The record is from RefSeq and is a predicted model, not a curated record.